UCCUUAGAAGCAUCGGGUUUUUUUGUCAUUCAAGUCAACACGGUUAUCAGGUAGUACUAGUGUGCCUGUACCUAUGGUAAUAACCGACGCUUGUUGACUCUUCGAAUCCGAAGUCCAAACUAUUUCGGCUGUCUUUUUCCCCUUUGGGGCUUUUAUUGUUGCCGGCUGGGUAACUACAGUACACACAACUCACGGAGUCGAUUUGUUCAUGUUGUGUGCAUGGAGGGACAUACAUUGUUGUAGCUAGACACAUAGACUCGAAUGUUUCUCUUCUUGGUCAGGUUGAGCCAUUUUUUUGAUAUUCGUAAUCUGGAGACAGGAUGAUUGCCACAAGACUGAUGACCCUUAGCAACCCCCUCGUACUGUAGCCACUCCUACAAUUUGCAUGGGCUCAGCACUAGUGUGUCAUGACCAGCGAUCGGUAGUCUUUCCCUCCAGUGGGCAAUCCGUCCGCUCGCGGGACUCCCGGGACUCAGAUGCACAGUCCAAGGAUGCUCUGCUACGCCAAACGUCAAGUAACGCCUCGAGCGAGUUCAGGGAGUGCUGGGUUGAGCCUGCUAAGCAGUCUGCGGUGACAGAAAAGAACGUCCAAUUGGUUACAGGAAUUUUGCUGGGCGACUGCGGAGUCCCCGGCCCCACCGGUACCAGCCACGACAACAUCAUGGGCAGCCUGACCGAGCUGCAGAAGGCGCUGCGCCAAAAAGAUGAGCGCAUCAGGCACCUCGAGGACCUGCUCCGGCAGCGGGAUGAGCAUGUCACGGAGCUCCAGUCCAAACUGGACAAGUUCCAAUCGGUCCUGCCCACCUCGCCCUCCUUGGUCAACCUGAUGGGGCGCACGCCUCGCAUCAAGAGGGCUUUGGGUAUCUCGGCCGAGCCCCAGGCGCUCAGGUCGGCCAAGGAGAUGGCCGCUCAAGAGUUCAAGAAGUACCCCAAGUCGAAAGGGUAAGUUCUCAAUUAUAUU
This is a messenger RNA of Patiria miniata (bat star), 961 nucleotides long. RefSeq lists its product as uncharacterized. The record is from RefSeq and is a predicted model, not a curated record. The transcript is spliced from 3 exons. Bases 386 to 946 code for a protein of 186 amino acids. Lineage: Eukaryota; Metazoa; Echinodermata; Asteroidea; Valvatida; Asterinidae.